AUGAAUGGAGCUGUUGAGACGGCUUCUUUGAAGUCUGGGAGCACCAAGUGCCCAGCCACCCAUCCACCUGUUUAUGAUGAGAUUCGCUGCCGCCUUCCCCAGGCGGAAGUGAGGCUGGAGGUGCCGCAGCGCUUGGGCUGCUCACCUGCUGCUGGACGGGCAGGGACAGGCGUCCAGGGCGCAGAGGAGGCGAGAGGGGUGCAUGCCCUGCACCGGCUCUCCAAGGGGAGCACCGCAAAGCUAGCGCGCGAGCCUCUACCCCUCAAGGAGGUCACCCGGAUCGCUCCGUGCCCCUGUGCCCGCCCCCCCCUGCCCGUCCCUGGCCGAGCGCGCCGUCGCCGCCAGAGCGCUCCUGGACUGCGCGCCCGCCGGACCUCGGAGGAGAGCGCCCCAGAGCUCGAGCAGAGCAGCUCGGCGCUGGGGGCGCGGACCCCGGCGCGCCCCAGCCGCCCAGAUCACAGCCGAGCAGACCAGAGAAGAGCCGAGCGGAGCCGAGCAGAGCCGAGGGAGCGGACCCGGGCCGCCUGCGCCUCGCGGCCCGCCGCAGGCCAGCGCACCGACAUGCGGCGCCGCACGGCAGCCGCCCGGGGCAUCCGAGCCACCGACCCGCCACCAUCUCCGGACGCCUCCGCCGAGGGCUCGGGACCGUCGGGGCAAGGAGCAGAAGGAGGCACGGCGGCGCGGCAGCACCCUGAGGUGGGACAGGGCAGCAGCCGGCGCGGCUGCAGCGGGGGCUGCGGCGGAGGCUGCGGGAGCGGGUGCGGGAAUCCUGGUGAGGAGCGGGGAGGGCGCGCCGGGGCCUGGCCUCGAGCGAGGAGAGAGCAGCGCGACGCGCGCCUCUGCGGCGGCUGGGGAGACGGAGUCCGGGAAGGCGGGCAGGCAGGCGGGAGCAACAAGUGCUCGAGCGAGCGCGCGAGCCGGUCGGUGUGGGGGUGCGGCGAUCUGCCGGUGUGGGGGUGCGGCGAGCCGCCGGAGAGAGGGGACCGCGGGCGGACGCGAGGGGGGGGUGCAGGGGAGAGGCAGGGCGCGCCGGCCGGGCGCUUGGCUGGGCUGCAGAGCCGAGACGGGAGACAGGAGACAGGGCGAGAGGAGAGCGGAGAGCUGAGAGCGCCUCCAGGGAGCGCAAGAGACUGGAGGAGGUGGAAGCGGCGGGGCUGUCCCAGCGCUGCCCUGCACGGAGGCGGGCGCAGCGAGCGCCGGCAACGGCGCGGCUCCUCCAGGCAGCCAGGCGGCCGGCCGGGCGGGCAGCAAAGCCAGGGGGGCUCCGGGCGGCCUCUCCGGUUCGUCUCGGGGUCGCCCGGCUGCCUGUGUGCACGCCCGAGCCCCGGGCGCAGGCGGGAGAAAAGUGUGAAGGAAGGCCUUUUACUGAAACAGACUAGCUCUUUCCAGAGGUGGAAGAGGAGAUACGUCAGAAUUCGAGGAAAGACACUGUACUAUGCCAAAGACUCCAAGUCCCUGAUCUUUGACGAGGUCGAUCUCACUGAUGCCAGUGUGGCUGAGACCAGCACAAAAAACGUCAACAACAGCUUUACGGUGAUCACCCCGUUCCGAAAGCUCAUCCUGUGUGCAGAGAACCGGAAGGAGAUGGAAGAUUGGAUGGGUGCCCUGAAAGCCGUCCAGAAGUGGGCAGCUAAUGAGCAUUUUCAGCUGACGUCGGAUCACUUCUCCAGCACUCACAACUGGUACACGUGCUCUCAUGCCCGCCCCACCUUCUGCAAUGUCUGCCGGGAAGCCCUCUCAGGGGUCACCUCCCAUGGCCUGUCCUGUGAAGUGUGUAAAUUCAAAGUUCACAAACGGUGUGCUGUGCGAGCCAGCUCCACCUGCAAAUGGACCACCCUGGCCACCAUAGGCAAUGAGAUCAUUGAGGACGAAGAUGGAGUGGCAAUGCCCCAUCAGUGGCUGGAAGGGAACUUGCCCGUCAAUGCCCGCUGUGCCUCAUGUGACCGCAUGUGUGGCAGUGUCCGGAGGCUACAGGAUUACAAAUGCCUCUGGUGUAAGGCCAUUAUUCAUGGUACCUGCAGAGACCAAUUUUCUAAGAAAUGCCCCCUGGGACAGUACAGAGUAUCUAUUCUCCCACCGACAGUUCUGAACUGCAUGGACUCGGAUGGGUUCUGGAAGGCUUCCUGCCCAGGAGCCUGCUCCAGCCCUCUGCUUGCUUUUGUCAAUUCCAAGAGUGGUGACAACCAAGGUGUUCGCUUCCUCCGGAAAUUCAAACAGUUCCUGAACCCGGCACAAGUGUUCGACCUGAUGAAUGGGGGGCCUCACCUGGGGCUCCGUCUAUUCCAGAGGUUCUCCACCUUCCGGAUUCUGGUGUGUGGUGGAGAUGGCAGCGUGGGCUGGGUUCUUUCUGAAAUUGACACUCUUGGAUUACACAAACAGUGCCAGCUUGGGGUCCUGCCCCUGGGAACUGGCAACGAUCUGGCCCGUGUGCUCGGCUGGGGAAGCCUGUGUGAUGAUGAUACUCAGCUCCUGCAGAUUCUGGAAAAGAUGGAGCGGGCUACCACCAAGAUGCUGGACAGAUGGAGUGUCCUGACCUGGGAGGCUCCUGGAGGCGUGCUCACACGGAGGGCUGGACAGUGUACCCCGGUGAGCAACAGGACAGAUAUGUUGAUUCGGGAGCUAGAGAUGGAGCCCCAGGCCGCUAUGGGCUACCUGGAGAAUGCCCCGCUGGCUGCUCCGGCCACAGAGGAAGAAGAUGAGGGUGACGAAGAUGACUUUGAAGGGGGAGCCGUGGGUGGCGCCCCUGCAGAGGUGUGCCAGCCCUCCAGCUUGGUGCCCCCGGCCUUCAGAUCCAAGGAUCAGAUGGUGCUGCAAGCUAACAGCUUGAAGAAGGCCUUAAGGCAGAUCAUUGAGCAGGCAGAACAAGAUUCCCGCCGAGACACCGUUUCCUCCACCACAUCGUCUGUCUUUCUGGACCAACCUGACGACUCAAGCUCGAGCAACUUUGCUGAGGAGCCCGUUACCAUCCAAUUCUCUGAAAAGUGCGUCAUGAACAACUAUUUUGGCAUUGGCCUGGAUGCGAAAAUUUCUCUGGAGUUUAACAACAAAAGAGAUGAACACCCCAAGAAGUGCAGCAGCCGCGCCAAGAACAUGAUGUGGUAUGGGGUGCUGGGAACCAAGGAACUCCUGCAGCGUACCUACAAGAACCUGGAGCAGCGAGUGCAGCUCGAGUGUGAUGGUGAAAUCAUGGCCUUGCCUAGUCUGCAGGGAAUUGCCGUGCUCAAUAUCCCCAGCUAUGCAGGAGGCAUCAAUUUCUGGGGUGGCACCAAGGAAGAUAAUAACUUUGGAGCACCUUCCUUUGAUGACAAGAAGCUGGAGGUGGUGGCAGUGUUUGGCAGCAUUCAGAUGGCUGUGUCCCGAGUUAUCAAUCUUCAACAUCACCGCAUUGCCCAGUGCCAUGUGGUAAAGAUCACCAUCUGCGGCAAUGAGGGGGUCCCUGUGCAAGUGGAUGGAGAGGCCUGGGUCCAGCCCCCGGGUAUCAUCAAGAUUCAGCAUAAGAACCGAGCCCAAAUGCUGACCAGAGACCGGGCCUUUGAGAGCACCCUCAAGUCAUGGGAAGAUAAGCAAAAGGGGGAAAGCUACCGAUCAACCCGACCCCGGCUCAGCUCCCAGCAGUCCAUGGAAUAUCUCACUGAGGAAGAAUAUAGGCUGUUGCAGCGCUUUGCCCGCUCCGCCGACAUCCUCAUCACCAGGAUCCGUGAGGUAGCCAAGAUCCACAAGGCCAUAGAGCAGGAACUGGCCCACUCGGUGAAUGGCUGUGCCUCGGCCCUGACUGAAGUGCUGCCCAGCAAGCGCAGCGGCAGCAGCCCUGAGAGCCUGAGCAGAAACUCAGCUGUGGAAGUUUCAAUUAGUGUGAAAGCCUUGUACAAUGAAGCCAGAGCUUACGUGGAAGGGAAAUUGCAGCUGGACAGCCCCCGGCAGGAGGAGGGGCUGCAGGUUGCCCUAGCCAACGUCAGCCAGGAGCUGGAGAAGGUGUCUGAAAUCCACUGGAUGGCACCCAUCCUCAAUGCUGUCACUGAAGAGGAGAGCUUGGGACACGCUAGCAAGGGCAGCUUCAGGCUGCGCCUCAACAUCUCCAGAGGAAAGAAAAGCAAGCCCCACAAGGUCAAAUGGAGCAGUUCUGUCUCAGUGGACAAAUGGGGCCCUGAGGAAGUGGCUUCUUGGCUGGACGCCCUUGGUUUAGGGGAGUACAAAGACAUUUUUACCCGCCAUGAAAUCCAGGGCUCAGAGCUGAUCCUGCUGGAGAGACGAGACUUAAAGGAUUUAGGAAUCCGAAAGGUUGGUCACGUGAAGAAGAUCCUUCAAGGUAUUAAAGAUAUUAGCCACAACCUAUGAAAUGCUGAAGGGAGCGAGCCCUACAGCUUGGAACUCCUGACACAAAGCCACUUCAUGGUGGACUGACAAUGACAACCACACCAAUGACAACAAUGACAAUGACUCUAAACCUGUAGAAUGACUGCAGACUCAAUUAUUCAGAACAGACACGGACCCUUGGUAGGGCUGUCAGACAACGCUUUCCACUAACGUGACGUUCUCAACUUUAUCAGGUUUCCUUAGAGGUUUACAUUUCCACAUUGGCCAAAGAUUGGUGAAUGGAGUUGUUCUUCAGUUCUCCCUCUCUGUGCUUCUUGACUGGCUCUGGUUAAAUGAGUUAAGCUUCUGUAUAUGCCUGGGAUCUAGAAGAAUGGCCUUCUAUGGCUGCUUUGGAGAGUGUGUUUUCCCUGAUGGGUCAGGGUCACCUGGCUGAUUUUGUGAUUCUGGAAUGUCUUUGACUUUCCCUUUGGAGCUGGUUUGCUAAAAGAAGGUGGCAGGAGAGGCUUUGUGCCAUGGAGGAUGGGAACUAGGUCCUAGGGGCUUCUCUCCUAGCCUUAAUUACAUGGCUGCAUCCUUUAUUAUCCCUGAGUUGAGCCCCCAUCAGUGGCCUAAGCUUAAUUGUGCUACCUUGACACCCCUCCCCCCCUGACUCAUCAUGCAUGUCAAAAACUAUGCCUUUCAGACUCUCUGCAAGUAGUCUAUGC
This is a messenger RNA of Phascolarctos cinereus (koala), 5018 nucleotides long. Lineage: Eukaryota; Metazoa; Chordata; Mammalia; Diprotodontia; Phascolarctidae. The record is from RefSeq and is a predicted model, not a curated record.